Guyanagaster necrorhizus is the source of this 606-nucleotide messenger RNA. RefSeq lists its product as uncharacterized. The record is from RefSeq and is a predicted model, not a curated record. The coding region runs from base 187 to 468 and encodes 93 amino acids. The transcript has 2 exons. Lineage: Eukaryota; Fungi; Basidiomycota; Agaricomycetes; Agaricales; Physalacriaceae.
CUAGAGGAUCCACUUGCAAUCCCCGUGCACCCCACUAUCGAAGCUAGUUUCUGUGUGACUCAUACUGAAUCUCUCUUGGCCGCAGUAUUACUGUUUGACUCGUCCUCUCAGCUUAGAGAAUCAUCUCUACCCAGGACAUCUUCAAGUGAGCUACGAGCUAUACUUACUUCUUUGUCGCUCUCUACCAUGCCUUCCUAUCCGCCUAACGCAAACAACUCGUCGACUACCACAGUCUCAUCUACCCAGACCCUUGUAUCCACGAAGAACUAUGCCGCUGCAUUCGCACAUCUCCAGUCUAAAUACGGGUUUGGCGGGACCGCGCCCUGCCCUAACCCUCAGCCUACCACUCAGGAAGGCAGCAAAAAGGCGGCAUUGAGCAAGCAGGACAAAGCCCUUGCUGACUUGGCGGGAAAGUAUGGAGAAGGUGGCGGUGGAGGUCAAUUGCAGCAGAAGCAAUCAUGGUUGUGAUUUUACAGCGGGCGUUUGCAGAAUGUGAGGUCCAGGUUAGAGGAGAGAACGUCGGUGAUCGGAACUGAAAGAAAUUAUGGUUGGUUUAUAAUAAACUGUGUGUACUUGUAUUCUCUGUCCUUGAAUAUUUAAAUGUGC